AUGGAUCCAAAAGAAAAGAGAGGAGAAAAAGGUGAGGAUCGUCACCUAGAAUCAGAGGAAGGUUCAUCUGGAGAAGGAAAAUCGAGUGAACCCAGGAAAGAAUCUUCGAACUCGUUUGUGAGUGCUGAAGAAAAUCCAGAAGAAAACCCAUCAGAAGAAUCUCGCAAAAAUCCGAGGGAGAUUCUACGGACUAGCAAGGAAGAUACAGUGGGCGAUGAAAUCCAAGAACUCGAAGAAAGCCCAGAAGAGAAGAUCCAAGAAACGGACGCGGAGAUCCCAGAAGAACCGCAUGAAGAAAACCCUAGGAUCGAAGAUGAGUGCAAGGAAACUGAGGAUCUACAAACCUCUCUGCCUCCAGAACAAGUUGAUACGGGUAAACUUGAUGAACUCUUUACAUACUCUACUAGAGAUAUAGAGGAAAGUUCGGAUAGUGAGCCUAGGUUGAUAAGAAAAAGCACAAGAAGGCGUGUAGAUUUUGAUAAGGAUAUGGAGGAACUGCCCUCGGUUCAAUUAGGGCAGGAGAAAUCGAAGGAUGCUGAAAUCGAAGUAGUUGCGGAAUCAGCAACAGAGACAGAAGUGCUGAAAUCAAUAGAGGAUGAUGAACCUGAAGUGGACUCACGCGCACAAAAGGUUGAAAGCAAGAAACCUAAAACAAAGAUCGGUGAGAAAAAGGGCAAGAGUUCUGACUCUCGAGUGCUAGCUGAACAAGGAGCACGUACCAGAUCUCAGGUGGCUGCAAAACCAGUGGCGACUGCAAAAAGUCGUCCUAAGAAGAUACAAAGGAAGACAAAAUCACAGCAUGCGUUGGUGAUUGCUGAGCACAAAACCCCGAAGAAAGCUGAGAAAAGGAAGGCUGGACCAGCAAAAGACAUGCCCCGGGCAAAAUCCUCAAAGGUUUCUGAGGAAUAUCGAAAGGAGAAAAUGAAGGGGAAGAGAAAGGUUCAGGAAGAGAGUGAGAUACCCAGUUCUCCUUCUGGGUCCGAAGAUGAGGAACUACUGGCGAGCCUGUGCAUGUCUCAUCACUUUGUUGAUGAGAAAUCUGAACAAAGGUUCAAUGACAUGAAGAAUCUCAAUACGAUUGUGGAGAGAAACAUGAAUGUCAGCAACCUCAAGGAGCAAGGGAUAUGGGACAUCCUGGAACGUCUAAAUCUAGAAGAGACAAUCACCUAUGCAUGUCCACACAGCAAAAUUCUGAUCAAAGAAUUUUAUGCAAACAUCACUAAGAAGAUUGUGAAAGCAGGAGAUCCAAUGUACCAUCGGGUGUACAUAAGAGGGAAGAUACUGUACUUUUCUCCAGCAGUAAUCAACAAGUUUUUGGGUUUGAAGAACACAGUCGUGACUACAAUGGACAAGCUGGACAGGGAAAUCGACCAGAAAGAGUUGGAGAUAGCUCUCACUGACACCUUUGAUGAGAAGAGGAAAGGAGAGAUAGCCCCAGUUGAGCUGAACUUCGAGGCUUCAGUACUGUUCAAAAUAGCCAGAUCUAACUGGUUACCAACUCAGCGAUCAAGUCUGAUUCAAAAGAGGCUAGCAGUGCUCAUCUACUGUGUGAAGAAGGGAAUUAAGAUCAAUUAUGGAAAUAUUAUCUUUGAUCAUAUUCUUGAGAGAGCCCUGAACUUCAGAGCAAGAUUCAGACUGCCUUAUCCCUGCCUAAUUCAAAGCAUACUCACUAAGCAGUGCCCGGAACUCAUUGAUCCAAAGGAGAAUACCGAGGUGAUUCAAAAACCUCUGGUGGUUGAGUCAAGAAUCAAAAGGAAGAAGGGAAAAGGAAAGAAGGACGUCAAGAAGAUGCUGGAGACUCUCAAGGAUGCGGAGAAAGCAUUGAUAAAGAUGGAGCUUGGACUAAGGAAGCAGGCAACACACUAUCAGAAAAUCCGUACAACAGUCCACGAAUACAUCGAAGCAACCCUGAGUAAUGUGUUCAUUAUUCGACCAGGGGGAGAACUUGAGGAAAUAGAAGGAGACCUCGACUCAGAAGAAGAAAACUCGGAGGAGGAGGACGAAGAAGAAGACUCUGAGAUGCCUAAGCCAACUCCUAAGAAGGCGGAAGCAUCAAGGAAGUCAGGAACAAUCAAGAAGACUAGGAAAGCCAGGAGUCCUUUUGAUGGCUCAUCGUCUCGUUUCUAA
Molecule: messenger RNA, 2127 nt
Organism: Tarenaya hassleriana
Lineage: Eukaryota; Viridiplantae; Streptophyta; Magnoliopsida; Brassicales; Cleomaceae
Exons: 3
Coding region: 1-2127 (708 amino acids)
Source: RefSeq, a predicted model, not a curated record